GUUGUACAGAUCAGGGACCUGUCUGACCUCACAGCAUCAUGCUCACCAGGAACAUUGUUCUUUUAUUCUCUCUAUUUGUCCUGCUGGUAGAAGGAGACCUUGACUCCAAUGAUGCUGGAAUACAAGCCAUGCCGACAGAUAAAGAUUCAACAUCUGAUGAAGCGCCUACAGAGAGCAUGAAUGUUGUGUCUCGAGAUCAGCCUGAUGAAUUCCAGCAUUAUGGAGGACCACCAUCAGACACCAGCAGCUCCAGUGCAGAGAGGCCAGACACUCCAGCACCUAAUCAGGUGACAGCACCUGAGCCUGCUGUAGCUGCUGCAACCAGUGUGGAGGAAGAAGAUGAAGACGAAAGCAACGACUCUGAUGAGGGUGGAAAGAAAAAGUUUAGCUACCGCUCACCUAAACGUCAGAGUCCCACCCACAUCCAACAAAGCCCCACCCACAUCAUUCAAAUCCCCAUCAUCCCAUCGCAGCCAAUCAUCCCUCAGCCAAAAACUCUGGUGAGGAGCCGAGCCCCCAAGAGAAGAUCCAGGACCAACCGCCGCCAGAUCUAAAACACGAUGAACCCACAUUAACCCUGGACACACAAACAUGUAACCUAUUACACAUGGUGACAAGUCUUUCUCACACACACACACACACACACACACUUACAUGAUCACAUGUAAUCACAAUAACUCAUAGGUACUGUUAAAAACUCGAACAUUAGGCAUGAAACACAUAUGCAGCAGGUUCAGUCUCAAAAUAUGAUGCAACUUUGAAAACUCACCGAGCCAUCUGAUUGGUUGACCAGAGCAAAGACAGGUCUCCACAAUAUAGGGGGCUUAUUCAAGCCAACUAGUUUUACAGUGUGUUUGGACAUUCCACCUGAAACAGAUAUAAACUAGUCUGCUCAAAGAUGAGGUUGUUAUUUUAGUCACAGCUGUGAAACAAAUUUACAUUUUGUAAGUUUGUGUUUGAUUUCUAAAGGAAACUGUAACACCAAACUUCAUCAGAUGAUUUAGAUUAGCGACAAAAAAUGUAUUGUGUCACUUUAAAUUCAAAAUUAAGAUUUAUUUUAUUGGUAUGUGUAAGGGUUUCUGCCUCUU
Messenger RNA from Melanotaenia boesemani (Boeseman's rainbowfish), 1088 nucleotides. RefSeq lists its product as uncharacterized. The coding region runs from base 39 to 554 and encodes 171 amino acids. The record is from RefSeq and is a predicted model, not a curated record. NCBI's taxonomy places the organism in Eukaryota, Metazoa, Chordata, Actinopteri, Atheriniformes, Melanotaeniidae. The transcript is spliced from 10 exons.